CCAAAGUUACAACCGCGCGCCGACUGUCGUGCCCAACCACGACAACCUCGAUUUGCGGCAUGGCCUCCCCAGCCAAUUUGCUUCGGCUUUGCCUGCGGGCACCCAGCAGGCGGUUGCCAACCGCUAGGGCUGCUGUUGCGGCUCAAAAGACCGUGUUUCUCCGGCCCUUGUCGACAACGCCGGUGCGAUGGGCCGAGGAGGAGGAAGAACGACGCGAAGAUGACGAUCCCUCCAACCAGGUUUUUGCCGACCCCGGCGAGUUUCUGAGGAGCUUUCUCCGCGAUGAGAGUAUAACCCAAGAAGAGCGCCAGCUUGCGCAAAGCAUGCUCGGGGACUGGUCAAAGGUUCCCAAAGACACGCAAAAAAGUCUUCAAAACCUAGUAGCCGAGAUCAACAACGAGGCGGCGCCGCUACGGAGGGUUAGAGUACCGAAAAAGGACAGCUUCUGGAACGAGGACAACGCGGAUACGGAUCUGAUCACGGACGAGAACGGUGAAGACGAUUUUGAGGAGGAUGAUAUGCUGGCCAUGGGCCACGCCAAGCUGGAGGAACACCGCGAGUUUAGAGAAUACGCACGCAUUGCCGUGUGGGAGAUGCCGCUGCUCUCGAAACUUGCCAAGCCAUUUCAGCCGCCUGUUGGGGACGAAGUCCUGCGCUUCAGAUACACGACCUACAUGGGCGAAUUCCACCCUGCAGACCGGAAGGUUGUGGUCGAGUUCUCGCCCAACGACUUGGCCGACUUGACAGAAGCUCAACGGCUGAAGCUCAUGAAGCUUGCUGGGCCAAGAUACAACCCGGAGAAAGGAAUCAUCAAGAUGAGCUGCGAAAGAUUUGAGCAUCAAGCCCAGAACAAGCGGUAUCUGGGAGAUCUAAUCGCCAAGAUGAUUGCCGCUGCAAAGGAUCCCACCGACAUGUUUGAAGAUAUUCCCCUGGAUACCCGCCACCACAAGUUUAAGACAGUGAUCAAGUUUCCCAAGGAAUGGUACUUGACAGAGGAGCGGAGGCAGCAGCUAGAGGCACAACGGAAACAGGCAUAUCUACUGGACGAGCAGAAGAGACAGUCCGGGACAUUGGUUAACGGCGUGGAGGCCAUUCAAGAGGGCUUGCGUGCCCGUGUAAACCGCAUUGGGGAGCCCGUUCCGGUACGGAGACCACUCGCGCCGCCUAGGCCUCCCCUAAGGAGGUAGCCGGCCGCUGAUGGUCCCGACAUCGUUUUCAUUCGACCGGAGCAGUGAGGUUGCCGCGCUCGGCUGAUCCUCUGCCCGGGGCAGUGCCAUGACAACGUGCUGCUCCGUGAUUGCCCCGUCCGGGCAAGAUGUAGUACUGUGUAUGAGAUCCAGUGUAUAUCAUAGACCUGCAUGCCAUUCGAGGUCUCUUUACUUGCUUUCAAAUUGGGUUUCUAUCCGUCGGCUGGGCCGGGUAUUACACGAUCUACCAGACUGAUGGGCGGGUUUUCUGGGUUUUAUUACUGGGGGCCAGACAGAAGGACCUCUGCACCGCUUCUUGUCACAGAAGUCCGUUGACAACGGUCAAUAGGUACAUAGGCUCACCAGUGUCUGAUCUCUUAGACUAAGAUUUAGUAGAAGGGGGCGAUGCCCUUGUCGAAGAGACAUCAGGUCUAUUUUUCGAAAGACUUGCU
Messenger RNA from Canariomyces notabilis, 1639 nucleotides. Its product is annotated as mitochondrial ribosomal protein. Bases 60 to 1187 code for a protein of 375 amino acids. The transcript is spliced from 3 exons. Gene Ontology annotation, cellular component: mitochondrial small ribosomal subunit. The record is from RefSeq and is a predicted model, not a curated record. Gene Ontology annotation, biological process: mitochondrial translation. Gene Ontology annotation, molecular function: structural constituent of ribosome. Lineage: Eukaryota; Fungi; Ascomycota; Sordariomycetes; Sordariales; Chaetomiaceae.